AUGCAGCAGACGAUCCAUAUGCAUUUCAGGCAUCUUAUCAUAGAUUGGCUGGAGUCCCAGAAGAUAGAUGUCUCCCGGGGACGGCUGGAGCACAUGACUGUGGCUUAUUCUCGGAUUUCUUCCCGCUCCUUCAUGAAGACGGCCUUAGUUGGUGGUCCAGCAGGAGUUCAAUGGCACGAUGGACGUGCUUUUGAUGAUGCUGAGGAGGAUAUCCCUGAGCCAGCUUCUCCGACAUUCGAGGAGACUGUCGACACUCGCCUGGAGGAGCUGACUAUCGAGGUAGCCGACCUGCAUUCCAUGAUGGAGACCAUGGUCCAUCGACAGACUUCGAUGCAGGCGACUAUGGAUACAUUAGUGGAUUUAGUGAGCUCUUGGGUGACGGGUAAUCCGUCUCAGUCUGCUCCCUCCACAGCUCCCAUUCCCCAGGCUGAGGAUGCUGCUGGUGCUGACACUGAGGCAGUUCCUGCUCCAGCUACUACUUCGGCUCCUCCUCCUGCUGCUGCUGCUGAUCCCCCUCCUUCGAGCGAUGAUCUUAUCAAGUUUUAUGUCACUUUGUGA
This is a messenger RNA of Zingiber officinale, 558 nucleotides long. Its product is annotated as probable transport accessory protein MmpS3. The coding region runs from base 1 to 558 and encodes 185 amino acids. The record is from RefSeq and is a predicted model, not a curated record. NCBI's taxonomy places the organism in Eukaryota, Viridiplantae, Streptophyta, Magnoliopsida, Zingiberales, Zingiberaceae. The transcript is spliced from 2 exons.